GGGAAAACCAUAGAGAUGAGCAGGCAGAGCGGCGCUCGCCAAGAUGGCGGCGCCCAGUGACGAGGAGGGGGCGGUGGGGCCCAGGUGCCACCACCGCUCCCCGGCCAUGCUGGACGUGCCCUUCCUGCCCUUCAGUGCCUUCCUGGGAGCGCUGGGACUGCUCUGCGUGGCCAUGGUGGGCACCUGGUGCCAGCACUGGCGCGGGGGCUUCUCCCUGGACGGCAGCUCCCGCACGUUCAACUGGCACCCGGUGCUGAUGGUGACGGGCUUGGUGGUGCUCUACGGCGCAGCUGCCCUGGUUUACCGCAUUCCCCACACGUGGAGCGGCCCCAAGCUUCCCUGGAAGUUGCUGCACGGCAGCUUGGCGUUGGCAGCGUUCGUCCUGACCGUGCUGGGGCUGGCGGCCGUGUUCUGCUUCCAUAACUCCCAAGGGACGCCCAACAUGUACUCGCUGCACAGCUGGAUGGGGCUGGCAACUGUCCUGCUCUUCUCCUGCCAGUGGGCGGCGGGUUUUGGAGCGUUCCUGCUGCCCUGGGCUCCCACCUGGCUCCGGGCACUCUACAAGCCCAUCCAUGUUUUCUUUGGCUCCACCAUCCUCAUGCUGUCGGUGGCUUCCUGCAUGUCAGGAAUCAAUGAGAAGCUUUUCUUCAGCCUGAAGAACGGGACCAUGGCAUACAAGCUCCUGCCGGCUGAGGCCGUGUUUGCCAACACCCUGGGGCUCCUCAUCCUCAUUUUUGGAGUGCUGGUGGUGGCUGCCCUGGCCAGGCCCAGCUGGAAGCGCCCGGAUUCUGACUCCCCGGACUCCCGCCAGCCCCUGCUCUCUGCUGAGCGCUGAUCCCAGGGAUCUCCAGCACUGCCAAGCUGUAUCCUUGUGCCUCCACGUGCCAGCUCCUGCCUGGAUCCUGGGCCAUGCCCAACCCCAGCGCUUGCCGGUGCCAUCCCUCAACGCCGCAGCUGCAGCUGCCAGAGCCUCGCUGGGACAACGAGGAGCAUCCUUGUCACUGCCACUCCAGAGGAUCCGGCUCAGGGUGGAGCCACUCAGGGGCCUCGUGGACGUGGAAUA
This is a messenger RNA of Melozone crissalis (California towhee), 1063 nucleotides long. RefSeq names its product lysosomal membrane ascorbate-dependent ferrireductase CYB561A3. NCBI's taxonomy places the organism in Eukaryota, Metazoa, Chordata, Aves, Passeriformes, Passerellidae. The coding region runs from base 44 to 835 and encodes 263 amino acids. The transcript is spliced from 6 exons. The record is from RefSeq and is a predicted model, not a curated record. Gene Ontology annotation, cellular component: lysosomal membrane. Gene Ontology annotation, molecular function: oxidoreductase activity.